AUGGAGGGGCCUGUGUUAACACUGGGACUGCUGGCUGCCCUGAUGGUGUGUGGUAAGAGUGGCAGCUGGGGCCUGAACGAGGAGGAACGACUGAUCCGGCACCUGUUUGAGGAGAAGGGGUACAACAAGGAGCUGAGGCCUGUGGCACAGAAAGAGGAGAGUGUGGAGGUCUCCCUGGCCCUCACCCUCUCCAACCUCAUCUCCCUGAAAGAAGUUGAAGAGACCCUCACCACUAACGUGUGGAUUGAGCACGGCUGGACAGACAGCCGGCUGGAGUGGGAUGCCGAAAAAUUUGGGAACAUCAGCGUCCUGCGCCCUGACAUGGUGUGGCUCCCAGAAAUUGUGCUGGAGAACAACAAUGACGGCUCCUUCCAGAUUUCCUACUCCUGCAACGUGCUCAUCUACUCCUCUGGCUACGUGUACUGGCUGCCACCCGCCAUCUUCCACUCUUCUUGUCCCAUCUCCGUCACCUACUUCCCCUUCGACUGGCAGAACUGCUCCCUCAAGUUCAGUUCACUCAAGUACACGGCCAAGGAGAUCACCCUGAGCCUGAAGCAGGAUGAAGAGGAUGGCCGCCACUACGCCAUGGAGUGGAUCAUCAUCGACCCCGAGGGCUUCACAGAGAACGGGGAGUGGGAAAUAGUGCACCGGCCAGCCAGGAUCAACGUGGACCCCAGUGCCCCGCUGGACAGUCCCGGCCGCCAGGACGUCACCUUCUAUCUCAUCAUCCGCCGCAAGCCCCUAUUCUACGUCAUCAACAUCCUGGUGCCCUGUGUGCUCAUCUCCUUCAUGAUCAACCUGGUCUUCUACCUGCCGGCUGACUGUGGCGAGAAGACAUCAAUGGCCAUCUCUGUGCUCCUGGCCCAAUCUGUCUUCCUGCUGCUCAUCUCCAAGAGGCUGCCAGCCACAUCCAAGGCCAUCCCCCUCAUUGGCAAGUUCCUGCUCUUUGGCAUGGUUCUGGUGACCAUGGUCGUGGUGAUCUGUGUCAUCGUGCUCAACAUCCACUUCCGCACACCCAGCACCCACGUGCUGUCUGAGGGGGUCAAGAAGCUCUUCCUGGAGACCCUGCCGGAGGUCCUGCACAUGUCCCGCCCCACGGAGGAUGGGCCCAGUCCCGGGGCCCUGGUCCGGAGGAGUAGUUCCCUGGGCUACAUCUCUAAGGCAGAGGAAUACUUCUCGCUCAAGUCUCGAAGUGAUCUCAUGUUUGAGAAGCAGUCAGAGCGACAUGGGCUAGCCCGGCGCCUCACCACCGCACGCCGGCCCCCAGCAGGCUCUGAGCAGGCCCAGCAGGAGCUCUUCAGUGAGCUGAAGCCAGCUGUGGAUGGGGCCAAUUUUAUCGUCAAUCACAUGAGGGACCAGAACAAUUACAACGAGGAAAAGGACUGCUGGAACCGAGUGGCCCGCACAGUGGACCGACUCUGCCUGUUUGUGGUGACACCCAUCAUGGUAGUGGGCACGGCCUGGAUCUUCCUUCAGGGCGCCUACAAUCAGCCUCCACCUCAGCCUUUCCCUGGGGACCCCUUCUCCUACCGCGAGCAGGACAAGCGCUUCAUCUAGAGUGGGCCUGUCCUGCCCAGCCUGGCGCAGCAGCCAGGACAGCUCCAUG
Molecule: messenger RNA, 1606 nt
Organism: Vicugna pacos (alpaca)
Lineage: Eukaryota; Metazoa; Chordata; Mammalia; Artiodactyla; Camelidae
Source: RefSeq, a predicted model, not a curated record